Messenger RNA from Ilex paraguariensis (yerba mate), 1423 nucleotides. Lineage: Eukaryota; Viridiplantae; Streptophyta; Magnoliopsida; Aquifoliales; Aquifoliaceae. The record is from the annotation of a GenBank genome assembly.
AUUCCACUGUUUGGAAAAAAGAAGUUGCGGAUAAGAACAUUGUGGGUAAUCUUACUGAUAAUGGAGAGAAUGUUGGAUCACAUGGUAGAGAACAAAGUGUUUCAGAAGUCAACAAUCAGGGUUUUUCUUCUGAGAAAAUGAAUAAUUCGAUUUCGCAUUAUGAUUCUCAACAUAAGACAAUGCACAAUGGUUCUUAUGGGGAAUGUGAUAUCUUUGAUGGUAGAUGGGUGAGAGAUGAUACAAAGCCAUAUUACCCUGCUGGGUCUUGCCCUUACAUUGAUAGGGAUUUUGAUUGUCACCUCAAUGGAAGGCCAGAUGAUGGGUUUUUGAGAUGGAGAUGGCAGCCAUAUGGGUGUGACAUCCCGAGUCUGAACGCAACUGACUUUCUAGAGAGACUGAGAGGGAAGAAAUUGGUUUUCGUGGGGGAUUCACUAAAUAGGAACAUGUGGGAGUCUCUUGUUUGCAUUCUCCGCCACAGCAUCAGGGACAAGAAACGAGUUUAUGAGAUAUCGGGAAGGAGAGAUUUCAAAAAGAAGGGGUUCUAUGCAUUCAGAUUUGAGGACUACAAUUGUUCCGUGGAUUUUGUUAGUGCUCCAUUUCUUGUCAGGGAAUCAUACUUCAAGGAUAGAAACAGGUCUUUUGACACACUAAGAUUGGAUUUAAUGGACCGGACAACUUCAAUGUAUCAUGAUGCUGAUGUCGUAAUCUUCAAUACUGGCCAUUGGUGGACUCAUGAGAAAACCUCUAGAGGAGAGGAUUAUUACCAGGAAGGUGAUCAUGUGUAUCCAAGACUCAAGGUCCUAGAAGCGUACAAGAGGGCACUUGCCACUUGGGCCAGAUGGGUUGACAAGAACAUUGAUGGAAACAGAACACAGGUUAUCUUCCGAGGAUAUUCAGUCACCCAUUUCAGGGGAGGCAUGUGGAACUCAGGAGGGCAGUGCCACAAAGAAACUGAACCAAUCUUCAAUACAACUCACUUGGCAAAGUACCCUUCAAAGAUGAGAGCUCUAGAACUUGUCCUUCAAGAGAUGAAAACUCCGGUUCUAUACCUUAACAUAAGUAGGCUUACAGAUUUCAGAAAAGAUGGCCAUCCUUCAGUUUAUCGGAAGGAAUACAAAACAGCAGCAGAACGAAACACUGCUGAGCAUUCUCAAGAUUGCAGCCAUUGGUGCUUGCCUGGAGUACCUGAUACUUGGAAUGAGUUGGUAUAUGCUUCUCUCUUGAAGGCUGGGAGAGGAUCUUGGAGUAGCUGAAAAGAUAUGUACACGAAUAAUCGGAUAUAUAAUGAUUUUUUCCCGCUAUUGUUUUUUUAUAUGGAGGUAUAUUUUCACUUCCUAGUACAUGUUGUAAGUUUUACGAUUAGGUGCAAGAUAUAUAGAUCGACCCAGAUAGGGCUGUUAAAAAAGCCAAGCUUGGACACUUU